Messenger RNA from Diabrotica balteata, 528 nucleotides. The record is from the annotation of a GenBank genome assembly. NCBI's taxonomy places the organism in Eukaryota, Metazoa, Arthropoda, Insecta, Coleoptera, Chrysomelidae.
AGAAAAUGUAUGGUUACAGUCUCAUCUGAGUUAUGUCAUAGAAGAAUCAUUUCAAAAUAAUGGUAAAAAUGUCUCAAGUAAAAUUAUUGGGCCAGCUUUCAGAAAGAAUUCUUAGGCAAAGCAUUGCUAGACCAGCUGUUAGGUGUAUGUCAGAUUGGGUACCUAAGGAAAAAGAAACACACACUGGACAGAAAUGGGAUUCUGAUGACUACAGAUUAUCUAGAUUUGUAGACAGACCAAAACAUGUCAAUCCAAACUUCGCAAUUAAUCUUAUUGAUGAAGUUCCCCCAAAGCCAUGUAAAGAUCGCGUAGUAUGGUGUGAUGGAGGUAGUGGCCCUACAGGUCAUCCAAAAGUAUAUAUCAACUUGGAUAAACCCGGCAAUCAUGCCUGUGGAUAUUGCGGAUUGAGGUUUUAUAGGGAAGAACACCAUCAUUAAAUGCAUCUAAAGUUUUUUUUAUUUAGAACUAAAUUAAUAGGUAUAUAAAAAAUGUAUUUCAGAAAACAAAUAAAAGUAUGUGAAUCUGUUU